GCAUCGACUUCGACCAAUGCGGGCGCGUUUCACACAGUUCCACACGCGAACUCAAUAUCAUAGCACACAGUUUGCGCUAACCAGUUGCGCGUUUCUCCGGCCGGUCUUCAAGACGUAUUAUAAAUAUUAAUUCGUACAUUUAACCGGCGAAAUAAAGAGUUUCACAAUCAUUUCUGAAAGAAUAAAACUUCUGUUUCGUGUGAACACGUGUUUUUGAGGUUAUAGACUAACUAACGUUCAACAUUCCAUUAUGUUGGUGCUACCGUGAAAUGGGUCAUGGUGUAACAUAGUGUUGCAUUACUGACACGAGCACAGCGGGCUUUGACGGGCCAGAGAAUCAGAUAAAUCUACAAAAAGAGUCUACCGUCAGCCAAACAUGGAAGAAGGGAAGAAAGAAAUCAAUCUAGACUCAGUAUUGGAGAGUCUCGGGCCGUACGGCCGGUACAACCUAUUGAAUUUCGUACUGUUGUUGUAUCCGAUAUUGCUUAGUAGUUUCUUUGAAUGCGGAUUCAUUUUUGAAGCACAAGAACAAACAUAUAGAUGUGAAGUCUAUGGCUGUGAGCAGAGGUUCAAUGACACGUCUUGGAUACAAUACGCUAUACCGUCUGACCAAAAUAAUAAACCAGAGAGCUGCAGAAGAUUUGCUCCGGUCAAUAACACGAGUUUACAAUGUCUACCAGAAGAUUUCUCAACAAACAAAACACUGCCGUGUGAAACCUUUGUGUACGAAGAGGGGCGAUCGUUUGUAAAAGAGUUCAAUUUAGGUUGUCAAGAAUGGAAGAGAGUAUUGGUCGGUACAAUACACAAUUCUGGAAUGUUCCUAGCCAUGUUGUUCACUGGCGCCAUCUCUGAUAGAUUCGGUCGAAAAGUGGCAGUGGGUUUCGCAUCAUUCGCCAGUCUUAUAUUUGGUUUCUCUAGAGCGUUUUCACCGAAUUAUUUAACUUAUGUGGCGUUACAUUUCUUAGAGGCCGGAUUGGGUGGUGGACUAUAUCCUUCAGCUUAUGUUUUUAUUAUUGAAUUGGUUGGUUUGAAACAACGCGUCAUUGUAUCCGCCAUGUGCAAUAUGACAUUUGUUAUUGGUGUCGUAUUGAUCGGCCUACUGGCGUGGCUCGUUGACAACUGGCGGACGUACAUCCUUAUUCUAUACUGUCCAGCUAUCAUUGUGGUUAUAUAUAUAUGGUUCACGAACGAGAGCGCCAGAUGGUUGUUAAGCAAAGGCAGAAGAGACGAAGCAGUCAGAGUACUGAAGAGAGCUGCCAAAAUCAACAACCUCGAUCAGCACAAACUCGAAUUGGACUCAUUGGGGGAUCCUCUGCUUAAACCCAAGAAUCAGGUGCACGAUAAAAAGUCUCAGUUCUCGAAAGCGAUUCGCUCCAGUAUAAUAUGGAAACGACUGAUGAUAUGUUCAUUCCUAUGGUUGACGUGCUCUCUCGUGUAUUAUGGAUUGUCUAUUAAUUCUGUGUCACUAAGUAGCCACAGAUAUGUAAGCUUCAUGCUCGUAGUGCUGGUCGAGAUACCGGCUUAUAUUGUGGUCGUGAUCGUGCUGGAUAAGUACGGAAGGAAGAAAACUUUGAUGGCUACUUAUUUGACGUGCGCACUCAUGAGUAUCCUGUUUGCAUUUUUACCAAGAUCUGACUGGUGGUCCAUACCUUUGUACCUGAUCGGCAAGUGGAGUGUCACGCUGGCGUACAGCUCAGUUUACAUCUACGUAUCAGAGGUCUUCCCCACCAAUAUGCGGCAGACUCUGAUCAGUUUCUGUUCCACUGCUGGAAGGAUAGGCUCAUUGAUAGCCCCAGUGACACCCCUAUUGUCUCUCUAUCAUAAAUCGAUGCCGACAGUGAUAUUCGGCGCGAUGUGCCUCAUAUCCAGUGGACUGGUGCUCCUACUGCCGGAGACCAGGAACGUCAGACUCCCUGACACAAUCGAAGAAGCCGAGGAGUUGUCUCGAGUGAAAAGAAAAUCGCCCGUUGAAAAUGAGUUGUGAGAAAUUUAGAACUUAGGCCCUUUUUCAUUGUUCCUUUAUUUUAAUUUUUUUUUUUUUUUUAUUGCAAUCUAUACCCACUACUUAGUUUACAUGCAUGUUUAAUAAGUCUUGAGUCUCGUUGUAUGUAAUUUCCUUUAUUUGCAUACCUACUUGAUCAUGAAUUAAAUCCGUUACCUCAAGGUUGUCUUGAAAAAAUUAAUUUUAGCAAUAAGGUCGCCUUAUUGUACAUAUAGAACUGUUUCUAAAGUGUCUAUCUAUUGUGUUCUUUUCUUAUAUUUAUUAAUUAAUUUUGCUUCAAAUCAAUUCUGUCAAUUUAGUAUUGCAUUAUGCAACGUACAUAAGUAUAUGAAAGUUUAAAUAUACAUAUUUUUGUAUUAAAACUGUGAGUUAAAAUGUUAUUUAUUUAGGUGCUUACCUACAUAUUAUAAAUUGUAAAAUUUUUCUGGUUUUUACAAUAAUGAGAGAAAGAGAGAGCAGAGUUAAAGGCAGUUAGUGGUUACAGUGCUGUUUUAUAAAUAGCCUCCUUCGAGCAACAAUAAUAUUGUUGAUUGAAUGAGGCAAGGAGGAGGAGGAAUCAAAUGUACUUUUUUACAUAUUUUAUAAUUUGAAUAACACGAUUAUAUAUAUUUAUAUAUGUAUAACUAAAUUACGCUGUCCGCUUCAAAGCUCAUUGUUUCAAAAGUAAUACAAAUGUAAACCAGGUAUCUGUACAAUAUAUGUGUAUAUAAGUAAAUAUAUUAAUAUUAAUUUACAAUGCAGUCACAUUGAAUUAAUCAUACGGAAAUCGUGUUUAGAAUUCAGAUUAAUAAAAAUAUAACCUUAUAUUGUUUCAAUUAAGUCUUAAUUUUAAUUGAUAAAGCUCGGAUAUAAAGUUGAUAAUGCAAAGUUCAUUGGCCCCAUUGUCUUUGAUCUGAAUAGCAAUAGGUGUAUAUUACUAAAACAUUGUUACGAUCAAUUCGACCUUAAAUGUUGUUGCUUAAGUCGUAUAUUGCAAUAAAUUAAUUUUCUCUAAUGUUGCUGACCUUGACUAUGAUAAUGAACUUGACUUAAUAUACAUAUACUUUAUAUACAUGUUUGUAUAACAAAAUUGUAAAGUAAAUAAAAACAUCAAGACUUCUUUUUAGAAAUAUGUUUUUUUAUAGAAGUAGAUAAAAAAAGGAACACAUUAUGAAUAUGAUUAAUGUGACAAAGUAUUUUUGGAUUUUUGGAACCUACACGAUUCACCAUAAAAGUCGUACAAAAACAUUCAUAAAAGAGAACAAUUUAAGUUACAGCAUUAUGUGCAAGAACUUCGUUCAUUUUAUUAUCUCUUUUUGCCAGCAACUCAAUAGGUCUUCAUAAGCCAUUGUAACUUUUGUAACAAAGUUGUAUUAUGGAUGUUACAAUAGAAUUGAAGAGGGGCCGUUCUACAGACAUGUAGUAAAUUGUAACUUUAUGUCGCAUCAACAACGUACUUAACUCGAAUGCCUGUCAUUAUUCUUAUAUCUAUUUAAUGAAUAUCAUUAAUAUUUAAUAUCUCCAAACGUAUUAUGUAUAAUAUACUUAGUUAUAUUACAAAAAAAAUCAAUCACCGGAAUUACACUCUGAUAAAACAUCGACUAAAAUGGCAGAUCCCUUGAAUAGACAUAAGAAAGUCUUAGAGGUAAUAAGUAAGAAAAAUUUUGUGUGAUUUUCUUGUAAACAGGGUAUGAAGCGAUGGUUUUGUUAUAUUAGAAGCGUGAGAAUAUAUGUAAAAAAAAAAAAUUAUAUUAAUAAAAUAUGUUUGAACUUUCAAAUCGCAUAAAGACGUGAUAUUAUUUAUUUAAAAAUAAUAAAUUUGCCUCCGUAGUCAAACCUAUUACUUGAUACUUAUACAUUUUUAUGAGUAAUCAAACAAAAAACGUCUGAGGGCAUAGCCCUAAAACAUACUUAAGGCGAUCAGCUUAUACCGACAGCGCAGACGGGGUUAUCAUUCCAUUAUCAUCGAUUUAAAAAACCUACCUGCCACUAAGUCAUGAUGAUUAUCAAUGAAUAUUAGUAUCUAAAUUAGAUACGUUUUAUACUAUUUCCGAUUUUGUUACAUUGUGUUUACUCUUCAUGUAAAAGUUGGUGUAAAAUGUAAAAACGUUUAUAAUAUAAAUAUAUAUAUAAUAUUAUGUAAACAUCUGGAAGUUCAAAAACUUAUAAACUCCGUCUUAUUUAUAAAAACUAAAAUAUUCUGCAAACCGAUUAGAGUGUUUUGUUACUGUUUUUCACAUUGGGAAUAUAACGCGUAAGAAAAAGACAAAACACAUCUACAGCUAUAUUAUUCGGUUUAUUAGACGUUUGAUGUUUUUAUAAAUAUGCAGAUAAAACUGGUGACUGACUUGCAUCUUUGGUCUUAAUGUAACAUGUUACGAUGCGAAUAUUCGAUUCGCCAUAGUAUUCGAUACUACCUGAUAAAUUUACAGUAGACUGAAUAAAAUAUCAACCUUGGCAAUAAUUUCCAUAAUGAAAACUACAACAGUAUCACAGAGACUCAGUUGUUGAAACUAUUUUUGAAAGAUGUCGAUUGUAAAAUCACUAAAUUGUAAUAUUAUCGAAUCUUAUAUAUAUUUUAAAUUUAAAAAUCGACUAGUUUCGAGAACAUAGGCGACCCUCAAUCAUAAGUGGUUAAAAUGCGAACUCAAACCUGACUAAAACUGAAUCUGAUUUCAUGUAUUAAAUCUCAGCAAAAAACAUAAAUUAAUUUUACAAUUGGCAAAUUUGUUGAUAAGUAAUACAUCAAUACAAACUUUAAAUAGAAAUCUAUAAAUUUGGUAAAACAAAUUCUCAAUUUUGACUAUAUUUGCUUAAUGAUAUAUAGUUAAGUAGUUAAUUUUUGAGAUUCGAACCAUUGAUAAUUCACAUCUUUAUCUAUACUCGUAUUCUCAUUAUGAAAGUUACAUUUUAUAAUAAAAUUUAGGUCAGUCACUAGCUUUAUACAUUUUGUAAUUUUUCAUUACUUAAUUUUAAUUAUACUAAAAUUAAGUAGUGAUUUCUUUGAAAAAGGCAAGAGUUAGUGAUAACGUUGAAUUAAGCUAUUUUUCAGAUUUAGUUUUAAUAGUAUUAAUUUUAUACUUAAUAUAUAAAUAUAAGCAGUAUUUUAUGUAUUGUAAGUCUAUAACACAUUUAAUAGUACUUAGAUGGGACCAAUUUAAUAUUAAUUAAUUAUGGUAAAAUCAGUAUCAACUGCAUACGCAUUUAAUUAAAUUCAGAUUAUUAAUAUUAUCGCCCAUUUUCAUUCACAUAAUAAAAAUAUAUUUUGCAGUAUACGCUUCAAAUCUACUCGGAUAUUGACCUAUUAAUUAAAUGUACCUAAAUUAUUGAUAUUCAUGUAAAAACUUUAAUCAAAACUUAAAUGGGCAAGCAUAUAAGCUUGUCUUAAACGUAUUUAUUUUAGACAAACGUUUUUAUUUAAUAUACUUAAGUAAUGCAAUACACCUUUAUUAAUUGUGACAAUAUUAAAAAUUAAUUAUUACUUAAUUAAAUUACAGUUUCAUAAAAAUAAUUUAAACCUUUAUAAAUUAUACAGGUACUAAUCGGUAGUAAUUACAAUGACCUAUAAAUCUUGACAUUUGAAACGAUAAAAUGCAGCAGCGUUGCCAGAUUAGGUAUUUUUAAUUAAAAAAUUAAAAGGGUGUGGAGGAAUUUGGGUAAUUAAAUUUUUUUUACAUUCGUUUUUUUGUCAUUCACAUAAACGUAUAACUGUAAAAAAAUGGGGACAAAGUGAAGGAAAUCGUAUCAAGUAUGGGAUUUUUUUUUCAUAUUUUGGUAGUAAUAAAAUUUCGCAUUUGGCAACACUUCCGUUAUGGAACAUCACAAGAAAUAAUUAAUAAUUACUACUAUAAUAUCAAUGAAGGUAAUGGGUCAAUACCGAAAUAUAAAAGCUAGUUCACAUAAUUAAUUAUGCAAGCACAAGUCAAAUGUGAAAAUAGAUAGGAACUACUUAAAUGGGUGCUAAAAUCUAUCGAUCAUUUAUUAUCUGAAGGCAAUAACUUAAAACCAAUCGAAAUCCAUCUUCCCUUAACUUCUAUUAUUUAUUACACUUUGCUUACUUAAAAUGUGUUAUCAGUACAAACGAACACAAAUUUCACAAUUUUGAAAAUAAACUUUUAAAAAUAUAA
This is a messenger RNA of Galleria mellonella (greater wax moth), 6108 nucleotides long. RefSeq names its product solute carrier family 22 member 1-like. Bases 377 to 1984 code for a protein of 535 amino acids. Gene Ontology annotation, cellular component: membrane. Gene Ontology annotation, biological process: transmembrane transport. The record is from RefSeq and is a predicted model, not a curated record. Gene Ontology annotation, molecular function: transmembrane transporter activity. The transcript has 7 exons. NCBI's taxonomy places the organism in Eukaryota, Metazoa, Arthropoda, Insecta, Lepidoptera, Pyralidae.